AUGAAUGGGAAUAGAUCUAGCACUAGUAGUAAGAAGCUGUUGCCUUACGGAGAUGGGUCUAACAAGAUAUUUGGCAUGGAGAAUUUUGGGAAUACGUGUUAUUGCAAUUCUAUAUUGCAAUGCUUGUUCUAUACAGAGAAUUUCCGUACACAAUUGGCCCAGCAUAACAUUACAGUACACGAUAGAAAACUAUCUGUUGCAGGGGUAAAACCACACGGAUUCACCACUAAAUAUGAGCAAAUGGUGGCUAAAAGAGCGAAAGAACAAGGUAAGAGCCCUCAAUCGCUGGCUGUUAAUGAAACUACUGAGAGACCCAAAUCUUCAAGAAAAGGAUCUAUAUUUGGCAUUAAAUUCAAUUCGAAUAAUUCUAGCAGCAAUAACAAUACGAAAAAUAUGAACGGUUCGAACGAAUCUGACAUAAAUAAAAAUUCCAUGAUAGUUGAAGCCAGAAACUGCGAGGCACUUUCAACUCAGCAACGCAUAUUAAUUAAGAAAAGCAUAGAUUUUCAGAACUUACCAUUAUUGAUAACAAGAUCCUCCUCGAAUCCAGCAAAUCCAGCAAAUAAAAAUAAUUACUCACAAUCAUCAUCCAUGUUAUUGAAUAACGAUCAAAGUAAUACAAAUGGAAAUAAUGGCACUCAAAAUGGAUCCCAAAAAGACGAAAUAUCAAUCACACCACAAUCAUGUGUAGUAAUAAUUGGUAUUCCUCAACCAGAACCAUAUUUAAGUAGUCAAAUUUAUCCUAUCAAUCCUAAUCCAUCAAUAGACCAAAGAAAAAGAUCAGCAUUAAUUAACGGACCUAUAAUCAAUUUAGACCAUUCUCUACAACUUCCAACGCAGCAAUCAGAUGAUUCUGCUUUAUUAUAUUCUUUGAAGGAUAUUUUCGAGAGUAUGAUAGAAAAUAAAUCGCAAACAGGGGUUGUUUCCCCAACAUACUUCAUUAAUAAACUAAAAGAUAAAAACUACUUAUUCCGACAAAAUAACAUGCACCACGAUGCUCAUGAAUUCUUUAAUUAUUUAAUUAACGAGAUAAUUGAGUGUUUGGAUAAGGAAAAUGGACCCCAAAAUAACUGGUGUAAUAAAUUAUUCCAAGGGUUAAUUACCAAUGAAACUAAAUGUUUAUCCUGUGAGACUGUAACAUCUAAAGAAGAAACAUUCUUGGAUUUAUCAGUUGAUGUUCCACCUGGUGAAAGCUCAUAUUCGUUAACAUAUUCAUUGAAUAAUUUUUCAAGACUGGAAACAUUAACACAUCAAAACAAAUUUUAUUGUAAUACGUGUUCUUCAUUGCAAGAGGCCACUAAAACUAUUAAAUUAAAGGAUCUUCCUGAAAUUUUAGUAAUUAACUUUAAGAGGUUUAAGUAUGACGAAAAUGUUGAUAAAAUGGUCAAACUAUUUGAUUCAAUAUCAUAUCCUUCAACAUUAAGAUUAUUUAAUACCACGACAACUUCCAAGAAAAAUGAAGAUAAGUCAGAGGAUGACUUCUCUCUUUACGACUUAUAUGCUUUGGUUGUUCACAUAGGUGGCGGUCCAAUGCAUGGCCAUUAUAUUUCUUUAUGUAAAAUUAAGGCUAAAUUGUGGUUACUAUUUGAUGAUGAAACAGUUGAGUUGGUAGAUGAUGCAUAUGUUAUGCGCUUUUUUGGUAAUGGACCAGGGUUGGCAAGUGCUUAUAUUCUAUUUUAUCAAAAAUGUGAUACAACUGAUAAUUCUGAAGAUGCCAUUGAUUUUGGGUUUAAUAUUAAUGAUUUGUACGAUGGUGGUGAUUACUCAUUAGCACAGAAUUUCCGUAAUACUUCAGUCUAUGAUAAUUCAAGUAUUUCUACCACAUCUGUAAGGAAAACGUCUUCUGUAUCAUCAGCCAAGUUUAAUAACCCAGUGGUAGAAGAAGCAAACAAUGAUAUUGAAAAAUCAUUCAGUAGGUCCUCAUCUGAAACAUUUGAAACUAAAGAUUACCUUCCACUGGCUACAUCAUCCGAUGCUGGAUCAUUUUCCAAGAGACAAUUUAUGAAUCCUUUCAAAGAUCCCCCAAUAAAAGAAUCCAGUGAGUCUCGCCCUACAAGUCUUAAUUUAUCAACUUCGAAUAAGACAUUCUCUGAAAACGAGAAAGAAAUACAGACACCAAAAUCGGAAAAAAAGAGCUGGGUAGGUGGCUUAAAGAGAAGAGAAUCAAAAUUGGUAAGUACAUUACCAGGCAUAGAACGAAAAUCAUCUUCCACUAGCAUGAAAACUAUUUCAAGCCAGAAAGGUAACUGUAAUACUAAUAACGGCACGAUUGAAACUACCAAUACAGCCGAAAAAGAGAAGAAAAAAGGAUUUUUCGGCUUCAGAAGAAACAAGUAA
Debaryomyces fabryi is the source of this 2337-nucleotide messenger RNA. RefSeq names its product ubiquitin-specific protease (gene UBP13). Lineage: Eukaryota; Fungi; Ascomycota; Pichiomycetes; Serinales; Debaryomycetaceae. The coding region runs from base 1 to 2337 and encodes 778 amino acids. The record is from RefSeq and is a predicted model, not a curated record. Gene Ontology annotation, cellular component: cytosol; nucleus. Gene Ontology annotation, molecular function: cysteine-type deubiquitinase activity; cysteine-type endopeptidase activity. Gene Ontology annotation, biological process: protein deubiquitination. The transcript has a single exon.